This is a messenger RNA of Neolamprologus brichardi, 4225 nucleotides long. RefSeq names its product neuropilin (NRP) and tolloid (TLL)-like 2b (gene neto2b). Gene Ontology annotation, cellular component: postsynaptic density. Gene Ontology annotation, molecular function: ionotropic glutamate receptor binding. Lineage: Eukaryota; Metazoa; Chordata; Actinopteri; Cichliformes; Cichlidae. The record is from RefSeq and is a predicted model, not a curated record.
CCGUUUUUCCCCUUUUGCGCCAGCGUCUGGUGGCUCAGUGCCUGAGCGAGUGGAGGAUUUGGGCUGCUGUUGCUACCUCUGUUCCUCCUCUGCACCCACUUAAUAUGUUCUCAGAGGAAGGGCUGCAAGUCAAUUUAACAUGCAGCAUGGCAGUGAGCCACACAUCUUAUUUACCUUAUUGUACAACAAUAAUGAAUUGAAAACAGAGUCCGAAGUUAUAAAUCUGCCUGUUUCCCAGGUCACAAGCUGUGACAGGCAGAACAUGCAGCACGAACGUCCACAGCCUAUAUCAUAACUGUCGUUUUUGUUUUGCUUUUUGUCCCUGGAUGUGCAGCAACAUGCCAACAUGCCACUUUGGUGAAAACUCAAAGCAAGUUCUAAGCAGACUGGUGCCCCUGGGCAAGAUGAUUUAUUUGGGUCACAUUUUAUGUAAUAGGUACAAAUGUGGUGCAAGAUAUGAUUUCAAGCAACUUUUUAAAAAAUUUUUAAUGCAUAUUUACCAUUAGAUGUCCUUGAACAGCUUCUUGGCAGACAGCAGCCCCGCCUCUCACCCAGCAUAAAUCUUAACGAAAAAAAGAAGAUGCAAAGAUAAGAGUAGGAGUUAAGGAAGCAGAUGGUAGAAGUAGCUUGUUCUCUCACUCCCAAGCUUUGAACCCCACGCCCUUGCCUUUAAUAUACAUUCAAGGAUUCUGCUGAGUGUACUGAAACAUAAAGCACAGACAAACAAAUCCUGCUAAGCUCUCGUUUCCUUUAUUCCUUGAUUGUACCUCUCCUUACUAUGAUUUCACACACUGUUGACUUCUGUACAGUCUGGAUAUUUCUCCUAUUCAUUGAGGGGGGAUUUGCACUGGUGCAAAAGAUUAAAGAUUCAGGUGCAGGGUCGAAAGCAGUUAAACCUUCUCUACGACCACAGCGUCACUGUGGAAACUGGGUACGAACCACUGAUGGCGGCACUUUCAAUUCCCCAAACUACCCAAAUACGUACCCUCCAAACAAGGAGUGCCUCUAUGUGCUGGAAGCCCUGCCUCGCCAGAGAAUAGAGCUGAUGUUUGACGAAGUCUUCCACAUCGAGGCGUCGUUCGAAUGUCGCUUCGACAACAUCGAAGUGCGGGACGGUCCCUUUAGUUUCUCCCCGCUCAUCAAUCGCUUCUGCGGCUCAGCCAGUCCUGGACUCAUCCUGUCCAGCGGACGCUUCAUGUGGAUCCGCUUCUUCAGUGAUGAAGAGCUGGAGGGGACUGGCUUCCAGGUCCAGUACAGCUUUGCUGCAGAUCCUGAAUUUCAUCUGCAUGUGGGAGGACUUUUAAACCCCAUCCCAGACUGUCAGUUUGAGCUGUCUGGAGCUGACGGUGUAAUCCGUUCAAGUCAGGUGGAAGAAGAGUCCAAAGUGAAGCCAGACCAAGCAGUGGACUGCAUCUGGACUAUACGUGCCCCAACAAAGAACAGGAUUUACCUGCGAUUUUUGGAAUACCAGAUGGAAAACUCCAAUGAAUGUAAGAAGAACUUUGUGGCUGUUUAUGAUGGCAGUAGUGCCAUUGAGGAUCUAAAGGCCAAGUUUUGUAGUACAGUAGCUAAUGACAUUAUGCUGGACACUGGUGUGGGAGUAGUGAGGAUGUGGGCUGAUGAGACAAGCCGUCUCAGCCGCUUCCGGAUGCUGUUCACAUCUUUUGCUGACCCACCCUGUAAGAGCAGUGCGUUCUUUUGCCACACUAACAUGUGCAUCAACACUUCUCUGGUGUGCAACGGCAUACAAAACUGUGUCUUUCCUUGGGACGAAAGCAACUGCAAAGAGAAAAAGAACAAAGGUCUUUUUCACCAGAUCACAAAGACUCACGGGACAAUAAUCUGUGUGUCUACGGGGGUGGUGCUGUUACUCCUAAUUGUCUCCAUUCUGGUGCAAGUCAAGCAGCCACGUAAGAAGGUGUUGGUUCGUAAGAACAACUUGUUUCCUCGUGCUGACUUUCAGGAGGUGUUUGACCCUCCUCACUAUGAACUCUUUAAUCUCAGAGACAAGGAGAUUUCUUCAAGAGACCUUGGGGAGUUGUCAGAGGAGCUCCAGUCCCUACAAGCGCUCAGGAGAUCCUCGUCAGGAUCGCGCUGCAUACACGAACAUCAUUGUGGCUCUCUGGCCUCUAUCAACUCCAUUAAAGGCAGCCUAGGGGCGCAAGGCCUGGGAAGGGGAUCCAUGGAGCUUCCACCUUUCAGAGUAGACUUCCAAAACUCCUUGCCUCCUCUAAGAGAUUUCAACAGCAGUCUGAGGAAGAAGAGCUGGCCCAGUAUGAAAUCAGGCCGAAUACAGGGCCAUCAUGGUAUGGGAGAGAGAGCUCUGGGGCGGCAGGACAGAGUAAUGGAAGAGGAAGAAGAGGAGGAGGACGGAAGGUAUGAUGUGUAUGUGCGGAGAGGCGGAAGCCGAAGAGGCUAUGAAAUGGCCCAGCAAAGAUCCCUGUCCAUGGACUUUUGAGGAGAAAACACAAGAUCUGCGUUAGGGUAGGUAAACACUGCCUCGAUUUUAGGGAGGAGCUUUUCAAAUUUACAGGAAAAAGGAAAAAGAAAGAAAACCAAUGGCUUGUGCAAGUACACUUUCCUUCUUCUCAGUAAGGCUGGAAAACAUAGGCUCUGUUAAGGAGCAACAAGAAGAUCCUCAGGCACUGUCAAAUCUGCUUAUAUACUGAAACAGCAAACAGAGAGCUGCUAUCAAGUCUCUGACACCAGUGUAAAAGUGAAACUAAAAGAAAAUGCUGUAUAGAGUUCUUGUCUUGAUGUAUUUUGUUGAAUACAUUUAACUGUAACGCGAAUAGAUGUUGUGGAAGUAUGUUUUGAGUCAGUGUGUAGAAGAAGCGUGAUUACAUUUUGAGUAUUAGUGAAAAAAACUACAUUGGUUAAAAACGAAAAGGUAAUUUUCCGCACCUCUGACUUCGGAAAAGUCAGCUCCGAGUUAAAGUCGGUUUUUAGUUUUACUGAAGGAAAGUCUGGUUGUUCUGCAAUCCCCUUUUGGGCAUGUUGCACAGGUACACAGGUUGGAAAUUUUACAAUUAUGUCGCUCUUCAGUGACACACCUGACCUUAUGAAAACCAGAAAACAAGGUUUCUUUGUACAAUCUUUUAAAAACAAAUGGGUUAUCAGAUCUUAACACAGCGGGGGAGAAGCCAACAUAGUCCUGUUAAUUAGCAAGGAGGGUAUUUAGGAAUUAAACCAUUUAAUAAGAAAUAAAACCACGUGAGUACUGACCUCAAAGAAAGUGUUUGAAUGGAGAAAAUUGGACAUGGUUCGCCUGGUUUCACAGUGGAUCUAAAAUGCUGUAUUCCAAUGUUUUCAUGUGUUGUGAUCUUAAACACAGUGUCUCUGAAAUUCCCACAGAACCUCUUACAUAACCUUGUAGCUGGCACAAACCUCAUUUGGAAAGCCUUGCGGUGUAGUCAGCAUACCUCUGCAGUUCAUUUGUCAUCCUCAAAAAAAUUCACUGGACCAAUAAUUAAUGGGGAAACAUAGUUUGUCUGCAUAGACAUAGACAAAAGCCUGACAGUGCAUUCUCAGUGCUAGUGUGUGUGCUGGUAUUUAUAAGUGUUAUACAAUUCUCAUUUGACCUCUAAGUAUAAACUUAUAAACUCACGAUUAAAGACUUCCAGUUAAGUUUCUAUGCACUGGCUACUUUGUACACAAUAAAAGCUACGAUCAAACAAGUGAUAGAUAACGUAAAUGGGUCAGUCAUGAUAAUGUACUCUGUUUUAUAUGCUUCCAUAAGUUGACCUUGUUUGUAGGGAAUAUGCAUUAUCAGCUCCAGUACACAGUCUUUUUUUUCUUUUUUUAUCUCAAUAUCCAUGAAUAGGCACGAUAUCUGGAACACCUCAGGUAAUAUAUGACUCCAGAGAAAUAGGUCAAAAGGUACAGGAGAUGCAGGAUUAUUGCUAUAUAAUAACUCUCUGUGUGACAAUAGUUAAGCCUGUCUUCAAAGGUGUGUCUCAUUCUUUUCUCAGUUUGAUCGACGCUGGGAAAACAUCUGCACUAAGGAGCUAAAGAAGUUUAAGUUGGGUUUUUUUGUUUGAUUUUUUUUUAGAUUGUUACAAGCCCUGUGUGCUUAUAGUCACCACAAAUAGUUUGAAAGCCAUAAUCAUUUGUUUGUUGUUGUUUUUUUUUUACUACUUUUAAUUAAUUUAUAAAAACAUUUUUACUUUGUCACAGUGGGUUAUGCUGAUUCCUUUCAAAUUAAAACUGUAAUAUUCUACAAACA